GUCGGGUUUUCUGUCUGCAGCUCGCAGAGAGAAGAUGUCGGCCGACGACGAGGACAAUUACGUUUGAAAGAUAUUUCAAGGUAUUCUGGGAGGCCGUCGCGAUAUGCAAACAUGCUCGCCGCCGUGUCCUCUGCUCUGUUUGCGUGCGCGCAUGUCAUUGAUAUCACUUCGCCGUUUGUGAUAUACUCCCACAUCCGCACCGUCCGUCCCUUCCGCCGUCCGCACACCGCAGAGCUGCGGGGGAUUUCAGUCGACAUGCUCGUCCUGAACUGCGAGUCCGCGGUCUACCGGCUGCUGUGGGCGCUGGUGUAUCUGUUUCCGAGCGAGACGGUGCGGAAGCAGCAUCGCGCGCGGUAUCCAGUCACGAAUCCGACGAUCGAUUCGCGUGAGAUUAUAUGGCAAGACGUCCCGCUCGCGCUCUCCGCGCUGGUUUUCACGAUCCUCAUGCUCGGUUUCGACAGGCGCGCGGCUGUGGAGCAGAUCCGUUUGCGGUGCUCGCCUAUUGCGAAGUACACGUCCCUGUUUUUCUUCCUGUGCGCGUUCGUGGUCUUUGUGCUCGCGUCCUACGUUCACGUUGAUCAGACGACCGGAAUGGCCUUCUACGGACUCUACUACAUCGACUUUGUCGACCUCCUCAAAGGCCUCGCGCACUUCUUCUACCAAGUCCGGCUCUGGCCCCAGCUCGUCAUCAACUGGGAAGAAAACUGUACCGUCACAUGGAGCACAACGUUCACCCACCUCCUCCUCUUUUCCUCAGGCUUGAAUAUAUCCGGUAUACUCCUCCGCUGGAUCUCCCUCUCCGGCCUCGACAGAGCAGCAAAUCCCGCGCCCGGCCGCCUUCUCUCUUCUCUCCACACCCUUCUCAUCUGCACCCUCCUCUACGGCCAAAUCUACUGGCUCUACAAACGCGACAACGAGCGCGCGUGGAGAGGCAUCAUGAAACGCGCGUCAGACGAUGGCUACACCUCUGACGAUAGCGACGCUUCGUCGGUGAGCUCGGAGUCCGCCAGAACUAGAGCACGGCGGCGGACGUCGCCUGGUGUGCAGCGCGCGGUCGAUGAUGAGGAAGGUCGGAUCGGGCUGGUCUCUCUUUCUGUGAAAUAGUGUCUAUAGUUGUAAUUACGAUUGGAGUUGGGUAUUUGGUGUAUAUACGGGUCUUUUUUUUUGUUAUAUAAUAGAUAUAAAACAUUUCAAAUCACAUGAAAAAUUAUGGCUACAAGAAGCAAAUAAAUAAAAUAAAUCAGAUUAAACACACAAAUCAUGAUACGCAGAACCACAAAUUUUCGUAAACUCCUAAUCAAAAAAUAAUAAUAAUGAUGAUGAUAUCAACUUUCAGACCCAUACAGUAUUUGUUUUUCUUUUCUUGCAGUGAUAAC
Myxozyma melibiosi is the source of this 1376-nucleotide messenger RNA. RefSeq lists its product as uncharacterized. Bases 112 to 1104 code for a protein of 330 amino acids. NCBI's taxonomy places the organism in Eukaryota, Fungi, Ascomycota, Lipomycetes, Lipomycetales, Lipomycetaceae. The transcript has a single exon. The record is from RefSeq and is a predicted model, not a curated record.